AUGAAGUCUUCGGACAUAUCGUGCAACACGAUGCUAGCAUCUCCGCCGCCCGUUGAAACCCUCCUGUUCCUCCUGUUGCGAGCCCAUUUCGCUGAGCGCCUCGCUCAUUUUGGUGGCAUUGUUUUUGCGCGGCCGGAGAAGAGUGUCUCGGAAAUACUCAAUACACAGGCUCCUGAUUUGCUGUGGACCGUCCGAGGUUGCAUUGUACAGCCCCCAGUCGUCCACGCAGGCCCGCUUUUUCGAGACUGCCUAAGGUCGACGAGACUUCGGACGACCAUGCCGUGA
This is a messenger RNA of Penicillium canescens, 285 nucleotides long. RefSeq lists its product as uncharacterized. Lineage: Eukaryota; Fungi; Ascomycota; Eurotiomycetes; Eurotiales; Aspergillaceae. The coding region runs from base 1 to 285 and encodes 94 amino acids. The record is from RefSeq and is a predicted model, not a curated record. The transcript has 3 exons.